AUGCCGUCGCCUAUCGAGUUAACGCUGGUCGUCGCGGCCACGCGAACUAUGGGCAUUGGCGCCAAGGGCGGCCUGCCCUGGACGGGGCUGAGGAAAGAGAUGGCUUAUUUCGCCCGAAUCACCAAACGGCCACCACUUCAAGCAACACCUGAAGCCCGCAAUGCCGUCAUUAUGGGUCGCAAGACAUGGGAGAGCAUCCCCACCAAGUUUCGACCCCUGAAGGGUCGACUGAACAUCGUCAUCAGCCGAUCGUUUUCCACACCUGCGCAGCCCGCAGAGGAUUCAAAUGGCGAUCUUGUAAGGGCGGCAUCUUUGGAACAAGCGCUGGCGUAUCUCGAGUCAAAGCCAGACCUGGACGUGACCAAGAUCUUUGUUAUCGGUGGUGGGCAAAUCUAUGAUGCCGCGCUCCAGCUACCUCAAGCGAAGAGGCUGCUCAUCACUCGUAUCCUCUCCGAAUUUCCUUGUGACACCUUCUUCCCCCUCAGCAUACCAGCGGAGGAGGAUUCCACCCCUGGGUGGACCAAGAAAUCCAACGAAGAGUUCAACGCAUGGGUGGGGGAGGAAGUGCCUGCUGGCGUCCAAGAAGAGAAUGGAACGCGAUACGAGUUCCAAAUGUGGGAAAGAGUCGAGGAGGAGGUGCAAGUUGACCGUUGA
Molecule: messenger RNA, 654 nt
Organism: Parascedosporium putredinis
Lineage: Eukaryota; Fungi; Ascomycota; Sordariomycetes; Microascales; Microascaceae
Source: the annotation of a GenBank genome assembly